CACGCGACACAGCUUGCAGCGAGGAAUUGCUUUACAGGACUGCUAUCAGAAUCACCAUACACUGCCAUUCAACCACCACACUGCCACCCGCGCGCCAUGUUCCGCCGCCCCGGCACCGGCCCGUCCAAGGCCUCGGCCACGACGCAGUGCCAGAAGUGCCUGCAGCGCGGCCACUACAGCUACGAGUGCAAGGCCAAGGCCCAGGACCGCCCCUACAAGCCGCGCCCGUCGCGCACCCAGCAGCUGCUCAACCCGACGCUCAAGCCCAAGCUCACCACCGACGUGCUGACCGACCUCGUGCGCAAGAAGGGCGUCGCCGACGACAUCCUGCGCAAGAAGGACGAGGACCGCGGGCGCGCCGCCGGCCGCAAGCGCAGCAGGAGCCGCAGCCGCUCGUCGCCCGACUCGGUGUCGACCAUCUCCACCAACCGCUCGCCGUCGCGCUCGCCGCGCCGUGAUGCAAAGGGCAAGCGCCCGGCCGUCGAUGCGAAGCGCGCCCGCCGCUCCGUGUCCAUGGACUCGCGGUCGUCGUCUGUCUCGCGCCACAGCGCCCGCGAACGCAACACGCGGCCGUCGUCUGUCUCGCGCCACAGCACCCGCAACCGCAACACACGGCGCCGCCUGAGCUCGUUCAGCCCGGAGCAGCGCGGCAGGAGCGCAGGGAGACACGGCCGGCGCGCGCCGGAGCAUCAGCCGAAGCAGGAGCAGGAGCAUGAGCGCAGACCGCAUGGACACAGCAGACGACCGGUCCAAGCGUGCCGUCUCACGGUCGCGGUCGCGGUCGCGGUCGAGGGCACGCUCACCGAGGCCACGAUCACCGAGGCCACGAUCACCGAGGCCACGAUCACCCAGGCCGAGGGCACGCUCGCCAAGGCCGCAGCGCAGCCCAAGUCCGUUCUCGCAGCGCCGCGCUGCACGCCGCUCGCCGAGUCCACGGCGCGAGCGCGAUGCCGGGUGGGGACGGGAACCGCGGCAGAAGGGCGAGCGGAGCAGCCACCGCCUGCGCGAGCGCCAGCGCCUGCGCCGAGGGAGCGCAGUCUGAGUCCGUUCAGCAAGCGAGUCGCGCUGACACGGGCAAUGAACGGGCAGUGAGGUGGGGUCAGGUUGCAGAUGGAUGUGGCAUUCGAGCCUUUUUUGUAUUACUAGCUCAGAUACCCAAGAAGCGGCGUGGUAUCGUUGUGUCGGUGUAAUGACGUCUCAGUGCAAUGGCCUCAGUGCAAUGACCCUCGCCGUGGUCUCUCAGUCACUCUCAGUCAUUCUCAUCCAUUCUCGCUCCAGCAAGCUCUCUUCAAUCUCCCCCCCAGCAAUCCCCCAUCCCCCUCACCCCUCAACCUCCCC
Molecule: messenger RNA, 1338 nt
Organism: Boeremia exigua
Lineage: Eukaryota; Fungi; Ascomycota; Dothideomycetes; Pleosporales; Didymellaceae
Product: zinc knuckle-domain-containing protein
Exons: 3
Coding region: 97-1092 (331 amino acids)
Source: RefSeq, a predicted model, not a curated record